AUGGAGAAUGUUGAAAAAUGGAAAUUUGUUUAUCAAAGAAGAUUAUCACUGGAAAGGGAAUUGGGGAAAGAUGCUUUUGAAUAUAAAAAGGUGAUGAGUCUGAUUCAAGAGGCUAGAUUAAUGAAAACUGUAACUGGUUUUGGAAAGUGCUAUGAAAUGCUUGUCAAGGAAUUUAUUGUGAACAUAUCCAAGAGGAGCAAGGAGUUUAGAAAAGUGUAUGUCAGAGGAAGAUGUGUGAAUUUUUCUCCUAAAAUAAUCAACAGGUUCUUGGGAAGGAAUGAAGAAGAACAAGUUGUAGUUGAAGUCUAUGACAAUGUCAUCUACAGAGAGAUUACUACUAAGCAAGUGAAGGAAUGGCCAUGGAAACAGAAACUAUCUGCUAGUGCCUUGAGUGUCAAAUAUGCUGUCCUCCACAGGAUUGGAGCUGCAAAUUGGGUUCCAACCAAUCAUACCUCUGAUAUAGAUACUGGGCUAGGUAAGUUUAUUUAUAUUGUUGGAACCAAGUCAAAUUUUGAUUUUGGAUCCUAUGUUUUUUAUCAAACUAUGAAGCACGCUGCCUCUUAUGCUGUGAAAAUGCCAAUAGCUUUUCCAUCAUUGAUUUGUGGGGUUAUUCAGAGUCAACACCCUGGUGUCUUAAUCAACUCUGACGAUACAUGCAAAAGGGACCCUCCCCUCUUAUUGCAUUAUAGGUUGUUCACUAGGAAACAUGUCCCAGACAUUGUCAUGACAUCUAGACAGACACCUUCCAGGCCUACUAACAGAACAUGCAUCCUAACUGAGCUAAAAGAUACCUGCAAGACCUUGGAUGAAACUAUAAACAGUUAUAUUAAAAGGAAAAGCAAGAUUGAAAUAUUGAUUAAGGCCAUGUCUGAAGAAGAAGAAGGUUUGAAAGGUGAUGGAAUAAAUGAAGAAUAG
This is a messenger RNA of Lathyrus oleraceus (garden pea), 915 nucleotides long. RefSeq lists its product as uncharacterized. The transcript has a single exon. Lineage: Eukaryota; Viridiplantae; Streptophyta; Magnoliopsida; Fabales; Fabaceae. The coding region runs from base 1 to 915 and encodes 304 amino acids. The record is from RefSeq and is a predicted model, not a curated record.